AUGCGGGUGUCCAUCCCGCCGUCUGGACUCGAACAUGACCUGCUUGGCUUUAUUGUGGUCCAAAAACAGAAGGAUUCUACAGUAUGUGUGGUUAGAAAUUUGGAGAGGACUGAUAACUUCCGGUUUUCCGAAUGUUCAUGGGAUGGUAACACGUGCGCUGAAAUUAAUGACGUCAACUGGGAACCAGGUGACAUGGUCAGUGAUUGGCCGGCCGGACCAUAUGCCCUGCCUAUGUCAGUUGACGGAUGUCCAGAGUCAAAAUGGAAGGGUUGGGAGCAAGGUUACAUUGACCUUACAUGGGAGAACCCUUACGCUGUUUUAAACAGAAAUGUAUCAACGUCUGAUGAUGUGAAUGAUAAUGACACAACUGUUGACCUGGAGGAUAUCACCCUGGCCCAGAUUACUGAUAUACAGAGUUUGAUAAAGGGACCAUACAACAGAUAUAGAAUAAAGCUUAACUUCUGUUUCAAACUGAGGAAUGAUCCCAUACUAGAUAUAGGCGAGUGGCCAAAUGGUUCUUACGGAAUAUAUGGAGAUAUAACUGGGUGUCCAACAGGGUUUUCUGUUGACGACAAAAUUAUUAAGCUGCCUAAAUCAUCUUUCUGGAUAAGUGAUGGGUAUCUGCCUUUCUUUCAUUCAGAAAGGACUGAAGACAAUGAAGGUUUAUCAGGGUUUCUUGCACACAGCACGAAAGCUCAAACAAGUAUAGAGUGGACAGUAUUAGACUUAGGCAAAACAUUUCCAGUCACGGCAGUAUUUGUUCCACAUGAAAUUGACAUGAAAACGUUUACUGGUGUAACCAGCAUGCAUGGGCAAGAUGAUAAAUACUGUCUGAAAUGGACUGAUGUCGUAAAUCAUGCUUGGGGUGAUGAUUAUACUUUCCCGGAUGAAUCUGUCCGUGAUGCAGGAAGAAACUGUCGGUAUCCUGUUGGACCUUUUUUGGCAUCGCGUUUAUUCUGCAUGACAGAUUUUAAUUCUCGAGAAUUAUGCGAAGGACACUUUGCCGGUAACAACUUUCCGUGUAAUAGCGACAUGGGUAUGACAGAUCUAAAUAUAGAAGAUUAUGACAUUACGUCAUCAAGUACCUUGGCGGAUCUUCUUGCAACAUUUGCACGGCCUUUUCUAGCGGGUUGGUGUGCCGAAAUAGAUGACACCUCUCCCUUUAUAAUGAUACGUUUGCACCCGACAGUUAGAUUAGAUGGUCUUACAGUUUGGAAUUGGGAAGGUACAUCGGUAACAGUUGUCAAUGGCAGUAUUCAGAAACAGUUCUUUAAAAUGGGAGCUAGAGCGUUCGAAAUUUCCUUUGGUUUGACGGAGGAUAAUCUUACUGUGUAUUCGGGAUUCCAGGUUGAUUUACUGUAUCACGUGGACGAACCUCAACAUUUCCGGUUUUACAGACCAGUAUAUGCGCGAGUUGCAAAAAUACAUACCCUUGAACCUUUGUAUCAAAACAUGAGAUGUCUUCGCUUCGAAUUGCACGGUUGUAGGAAAACAGGCGUAAAGAAUUUGCAAUGUACAAAGUCAGACUUAGAAACCUUAAAUCGAUAUUCCGGGCUUGUAAUGGCAGAGAUUCAGUCCACCAAUACAUUGCAAAAUACAUCUUUAGAAGACUGUGAGCGUGCAUGCUUACACAAUAAAGAGUGUACCUCUGUACAUGUCAGUUCAAAUGGAGAUUGUCUUCUGUUUAAGAAGACUGACAACCAGCUAUGGCAUCUGCAGUCUAAGGAUAGUGUUGCUGGACAUACUGCUGCUAAAACAUGUGAAUCAGUGAUAAAGAACGAACGUAUAAUAUCAAGCAUUGGCUAUCCUUUACACUAUGGACACGGAGAAAGCUAUAAAUGGGUCAUUAAGUACGAGGAAUACGAAUUCAUACGAUUUGUCAUUACAAACGUGUCCUUAAAUACGUAUGAGCCCGGUGCAGACCAAAUGCAAUGUGAUGAUACUAUAAUAUUUGAUGAAGAACGUCAAGUGUUCAGCACACAUGACUGGAAACGUUUUACAAUUGACAGCAGCUAUAACGGCAGGAUAUUUGUCAUAGAUUCAAGGGUGUACCAGCUGACUCUGACGUUCACAAGCUGUCAGUAUUAUACAGCAGCAAGUCAUCGUGGAAGGGGAUUCCGUGCUAUUGUCCAGAAACAAGGCUCAGAGUUUAUUUUAGCCGACCGAUUCAUGGAUUCUAGGAAGUACUGCACUUUAAACAGGCCUCCUGGUAUCAUUUACACCGCAUCUGGCUCUGUGGGUGUUACAUUUUCUAAAGCAAAUGCACUGUCCGUCGAAUCAUUUCGACUUCUUUACAGAGCAGUGAAAGAUGUGUAUCCGGAAACAAUAACAGUUCGGGCAUCUAGUGUUCCAGAUAUCAUAGGCAGCAUGGAACUGGAAGCACGUUUCACUCAGGAUAGCAGCCUAAAAUUCGUCCUCGAAUUCCAGGAGUUUGAACUUCUGUUGGACGUUUCAAGUUGUCCAUUCAUAUUCACUUGUCUCCGAAGAUAUAGGGACAAUAAAGGAAAAGUGUAUGAAAUGUGGGAAAAUAAAACUCCAGUGACGUUUUCAGCAUGGAAAAAGGGAGAGCCAUUAAAUGGUGACUGUACCAGGAUGGGUUUCCAUUUAGGAAGUGAAGACAUGACCUGGGAGGCAACGGAAUGUUCAAAGUUAUCAAAAGCAUUUUAUUUCGUAUGUGAACAUGAUAUUGGAAAUCGAUCAAUAGACACUGAAUCUGAUAGAUGUUUCGAGACACAUUACACGUAUUCUGGGGUUCAGAAUUCAACUGUGUCUGGAACGGUUUGUAUAAGAUGGGAAAUGCAUUUUUCUCAGAACAACUUUGAUCAAUUUGCUUUUCCGGACAAGGAUUUGGUCGAAGCAGGAAAUCAUUGCCGUGAUCCAACAUCCUCGGGUUUUCAAUGGUGUUACACAACAUAUCCGGGAAAAUCGUGGGAAAUCUGUAAGGCCGACUAUGGAAAGAUAAUCCAUGACAAACAUGACAACUCUAGCGCUAAUGUGAAACCCACGUUGAAAUGUAAUCAUGGAAGUAAUGAACACAGUUAUGCCUCCUGCAAUAGAAUAGUUGACUGUGACGAUAUAUCGGAUGAACUGGAUUGUCAUUCACAACUUCACCCGCUGCUAAAGACAGCAUCUUUUGUUGAAAGUACUAGCCGUGUCCCAAAUGUGGACCCUGGAUCAACAUUUUUGUGUGGCAGCCUGGAGUGGAUUUCAUCUCUAGCACGUUGUGACGGAAUAAUAGAUUGUAAAGAUGUUUCGGAUGAAACUAACUGCUCAAGAACGACCUCAACUGAAGGUGGUUGUGGUACAAACCAGUUCACGUGUGGUAACGGAGUAUGUAUCCAUGUUAGUCUAGUGUGUAACUUUGUCACUGACUGCGCAGACUCCUCCGAUGAAAUAUGUGAUUUCCCGGACUGUGGUGAAGAUGAAUAUACCUGCGAGAGUGGUCAGUGUAUUCCAUCAUAUCAGAGAUGUGACGCCUUUCAUAACUGUUGGGAUGGAACCGAUGAAAAUAACUGCCAAUCUUGCAGUUCGCCAGCAGUUUUCAAUUGUGACUUCGUGCGAUGUCUGCCUUGGAGAAUUGUUUGUGAUGGUUACCCGGACUGUAAGGAUAACAGUGAUGAGUCAUCAUGCGACACUAGUGACGUCACUUCCUGUAAAGAAUGGUGGGAAGCAGGAUAUAGAGAAACAGGAAAAUAUAUAAGUGAGUACAGAAUUAAAAUUGCGUCGAUCUAUGGGGGAAAAGAUGCAAGUUCAUUUUCACGUUAUUCCAGUCCAAUCUUCGAAUUGGGCAUUGAAAAUUGUGUGGAGUAUGUAACACUGGAGCUGUGUGAAAUACGCUUUAUAUAUUUCAGGGAAGGAAAUAUGGUAUUCUAUACAAGAUUUGUCGAGUAUGACAACAGAUAUGUUCCAUACGACGACAUUUUUGACUUUCUGUUUGCUUCUACAGACGACACAGCUAAUUUUACACAAGAAAUUGUACAGUCCUGCGCUCCGCCGCUUGACGCAGCGUCUGAGGUGGACGAUAUCAGAUACAACCACGCCUAUUUAUACUGCCGGUGUUUAAAAAUAACAAUCGGCAUUGGUUGGGAACCAACUAUUAAUUCUGUUCGAGACUGUGGCACAGGGGGACUUCUAACUGAGGAUGAAAGAGACAGUAUUUUAUUUGAUUAUAUCUACACCGCCAAUCAUAGAGCACUAUCUUGGAAGAAUUCGGACAUACCAUCUGACAGUCUACGUCUUCAAAUAGGACCCGUUGUGUUUGCGGAAGAGUAUUUUACGGAUGCGUCAACAUUCGGUUGCGGAGAGGCACGUAACGUGUUUAAUAUGUCACUACUGUGCGUCUACGACACUGACCAAACAGGAACUAUCAUUGGAUGCAGAAGUGGAUCACACCUUCAAAACUGCAAGUACCAUGAAUGUCCAGAAGGAACAGUGAAAUGUCCUGAUAGCUACUGUAUACCAUUAAGGUUUGUCUGUGAUGGUGUGGAACAGUGUCCAAAUUCUGAAGACGAGUUCCAAUGUGGUUGUGGUGAUACAGAGAGGGAGGUCAUUAUUUUGCAUGAGGAUUCCGAAUUCAGAGGUCCCGACUUAAUCAAAGUUGCGAGACAGCUAUAUUCAACAAACGGCAUUGUUCGAAGUGUGAAAUACAAAUCGAACAAAAUUUCACAAGGAAUUCCUUUCAAACAUAGGAUUUUGCAUAUCAGUGACAAAGAAAUAAAACCAUUUGAGCUGAAUGACAGAGACUAUACAUGUGAAUACAAAGUUUUAGCAAACGACUUUAUGAAUGUUAUACAAUUUUCAAGAAAGACAUCACACAGUUUACUGUUUAUACAGAAUAGUCCAGAAUCAGCUGUAGUAGCUAGUCUGAUAUUUUCAAACAUUACAAACAUGCCGGAUUUUACAGUUUAUAGGAUUAUGGAGGGUGUCAAUACUGCAAAAGGUCAAUUUCCUUAUGUUAAAGAUGUUUACGUUGAGAACUGGAACGUUAUGUCAACAUUAGCUGCAAGGUAUUUGCCGAAGCUGUGCAAAGAGGCUACAAUGACUCACUGCCCAGGUGCUUACAAAUGUGCUUAUAGUAAGAUGUGUGUACAGUUGUCAGAAAUAUGUGAUGGUUACAGACAUUGCAUUCAUGGCGAUGACGAAUUUCUUUGCGAUUUCACCUGUCCAGUUGAAUGCGUCUGCAGUGGCUUUACAGUCAGUUGCGGAGACAGUGGCUUCAAUGUCACAGACGUUAGAGGAUUUCCCGUAUGGACAAGGUCAUUAGAAUUGACCGAUAGUGCCAUAGACAUACCUUUAUCUGAAACUUUAUUUGAUUUUCCAUUCUUAUACCUCCUAAACUUGUCCAGUUCCGGGACAGAACGAAUAGAGGAGAAUGCAUUCAUCAGACUCUCUAAUCUAAGAAUACUGGACAUCAGUAACAAUAAGUUAACCGCGCUUUCUGAGAAUGUUUUCGCGGGGUUACAAAAUCUUCACACGUUGAAUCUCGACGGAAACAGUGAGAUAUCUUUUUUGGGUCCAUUUACAUUCAAGCAACUAGUGGCUAUACGUGUUUUACGUAUUACGGGAACUAAAUUACGAACAGUCAUGUCGAACACAUUUUCCGGUUUAAGUCUUGAAAUUCUUGAUUUACGUGAUAAUGAUAUUCAAGAAAUUGAAGAAUUUGGUCUUGGCAAUCUUGAGGUAAAUCACAUACGUUUUCAAGAGAACGACAUAACAAGCUUCCAUAAAGGUGUUUUUACCGGGGUUUUAGCCUUAAAAUCAUUACAGACACCGGCGUACAAAUUUUGCUGCAUAAGACCAAACUAUGUAUCAGAAGACAAAUGUUUCCCACAGAAAGAUGAAUUUUCAUCCUGCGAGGACUUGAUGAGAAUUUCUGCCUUACAAACUAUGCUUUGGCUUAUAGGGCUUUGUGCCCUCAUCGGGAAUAUAUUGUCUGUUAUUUACAGACUGAUUUUUGAUAGACAACGUUUGCGUCUUGGAUACGGUAUCUUCGUUACAAAUCUUGCUGUUGCCGAUUUCUUGAUGGGGAUAUAUCUUCUGACUAUAGCCGUAGCGGAUGCAGUUUUCAGGAAAAGGUAUAUUUUCAUGGACGACUAUUGGCGAAACAGUUCAUGGUGUACAUUUGCUGGUGUUUUGUCAACACUGUCGUCAGAGGCAAGCGUCAUGUUUCUUUGCCUCAUCACUCUGGAUAGACUUCUUGUCAUCAAAUACCCGUUUGGACAGGUUCGAUUUGAUACCAGGAAAGCUUCAAUGAUAUCCGUUCUUGCUUGGAUCACGUCAUUGUUUAUUGCGCUGUUCCCUCUCAUGCUAACCGGCUAUUUCCAAAACAGAUUCUACAACAAAUCAGGAGUUUGUAUUGCAUUGCCGUUGACAAGGGAUCGCCCUCCUGGUUGGCUUUAUUCUGUACUUGUUUUCAUUGGUCUUAAUUUUGCCACAUUUCUGCUAAUUGCUGCCGGUCAAUGGUCUAUAUACAUGGAAAUAAGGAAAUCCAGUUCCAAAUUAAGGAAAUCACAGUCAAGAAAAAAAGAUCUAAUUAUUGCACGGAAUUUGCUAUUGGUAGUUGCAACUGACUUUUUGUGCUGGUUUCCAAUUGGAUGUAUGGGUGUGAUGGCGAUGUCAGGUUACGUCAUUUCCGGUGACGUGUAUGCAUGGGCAGCUGUGUUUAUUCUUCCCGUUAACUCGGCCCUCAAUCCUGUGUUAUAUACACUUACAGCCAUUAUUGGGAAAAAGAGCUUCACUCCAAAUACUGACGAGCAGAAGAGGAACACUACUAACACUGGAAUUGGUAAAAGAUUUCUGGUCAGUCAGCACAUUAUGACACGACGAUUCUAUUUAAUAGACUCGAGCGUAUAUGUCUCUUACAUCACGGUACAAGAAUGCUUUCAAAAGUUUGACCACAUACCUUUCCAAGCUAUACUGAAGAUGAGCUAUCAACUAACCGAAUGUCUUCGUGUUUUACACAAAAACGGAUUGGUUCUGAGGCGCAUUGAUGAAUAUUCUAUCUACGUCAACACCAACCAAGCAAAGGUAGUUGGUGAUAUACAGAUUCGUCAUGAGCCCACUUUGUGUAUCAAAAUAUCAGAAAAAAGGGAAGAUGUGUACAGCCUAGGAUUACUGAUUAAAGAACUGGUUGUGAAAAGUUUUAAGUAAAACAUUUCUAGGAAAGUUCCACAGCGUUACAUAUUUCAUUGCUUUUGUUAACUUGUGUAGUCCCAUAUAAUUUCUUUUGUCAAUCUAAGUAUUCUGUUGUAAUGGAAUUAUUAUUUCACUAGGCUGGCACGCAUAUGGCAUCUAUACAGAUUUUACGCUAAAGGAGGAACCUAGGUGACUCUCCGGAAUUUACUCGGAUAGGUUCCUUACAUGAAAUAAUUCUACAGCAUAAGUGGGGUUUCUAUCCGACACAGGUAACGAGCAGGUGAAUGAAAGUUCGCGGCCUUGCCAACUCGGCCACGAUGCUUAGAAUGUCGCUCCUGAACAAACUGUAACCAAAUACAUGGCUCCUUUACAUUUUUACAUUUUACAUUUUUAACAGUGUCCAGUGUCAAAGUCGGUGUUUUUAUUGUAUUGUUGUCAUAUUUAUUGAAAGUUGUUAUAUUGCUGUUCGUUGUGUAAGUUUUUCAGAGCAUUUUAUUGUUAUCUUGUUUAUCAUUGUUUUAAAUAUGUGCCUAACUUCAUUAUAAGCUUUUUAAUGUAAUAACUGUGGUAGUAAACAUUGUGUUCUGUAAUGUAACGCCCGGUCCAACUAGAUCGAGUUCUUAGGUUUGUGUUUGGGGUGUUCUGUGCUUCCGAGAAAUCUACCCUUAUUUAUUAUCUUUUGUUGCGUUCUAUGUUUUCCAGAUGAUCUACAUUAGAUAUUAUUUGUUAAAUACAUUCAGCCGCUUAAGCGUGUUUGAAAGAAAGCUACAUACCAUAGAGCUACAGAUAUUCAGUGCAGUAUACUAGUCAUUCUUUGAUUUAAGCAACUCGUUCGAGAUUUUAUAUCUUCAAACACAUCGAUUUUAUGUAAAAUAUACGUCUGACACUGGAAGAUAAGGAAAUUAGUAAACAUCCACUUGAGAUAUUUGUAAAAACCAUGUGUGAAAUUUUAAUUUUGCUCGAUUCAGUCAUUUUGUGUUAUGUCUUGUCAUUUACAAAGAUACUUUACAGACGUUCAAAUGUCCCUAACUACUCUCGAUGCCAGUCUUAGUCUUAACAAGUUUUGACAUUUAAAUCAAACGCUGUGUGAACAAGCUUUAGAUUUCAAGCCAGUACACAUGGUACAUAUUACGUGUGCACUUAAAGAAAACGUUUAAUUUUUUUCAUUAAAGAGCUACAGCUUUACUUCGACCUUUUAUCUUAGCUUUUCUAAAAAAACAUAUAUAGAAAAAUUUUUAGAGGAUUCUUCUUUUUUUAAAGCUGAAGUAUUAAUUACCAUGUCUAAAUCUUACUUUGAAAAUCGGAUCAGUAACUCGUGCCCGAGAAACUCAAUAAGAUUAAACAAUGCAAGAUACAAAAAAAUCAUAUUUUUAUAAAUUGUUCUUCCAUGAAAUUGAAUAAAUCUACUAUGACAUAACCUGAAAUAAUGCCUAGUUUACCUCCAGUUUCCGCAAAGUUUUUCAAAGUUAAAAAAUUGCUAUUACAUGAUCACUAUGCGCUUUUCAAUUGUUGAAUCCUAUAUCAUAUGGUACUUGUCCUAGUCUUUGAGGUUUGCUUAUUAUGCUCCCCGAAGGCGGGAGUAUAUAGUUGCCAACUUCUUGUCCGUCCGUCCGCCACACGUCUUGUCCGGGGGAUAACUCAAAAGUAUUAAAGAUACCAAGUUGUAAGUUAAACAGUGAUUGAUAUUCAAUUUAGUUAUAAUAUGCUUAAUCCGGUCAUCAGUUGUCAUUUUGUUUGAUAUUGUGUUUAUUAAUGCAUAUCAGAACGACCAAUUAGCUUAGUACAAAACUUUAGAUUCGAUUUUUUGGUAACCUUUAUCUUAA
This is a messenger RNA of Mercenaria mercenaria, 8957 nucleotides long. RefSeq lists its product as uncharacterized. The transcript has 35 exons. Gene Ontology annotation, molecular function: protein binding; G protein-coupled receptor activity. Gene Ontology annotation, biological process: G protein-coupled receptor signaling pathway. The record is from RefSeq and is a predicted model, not a curated record. Bases 1 to 7149 code for a protein of 2382 amino acids. NCBI's taxonomy places the organism in Eukaryota, Metazoa, Mollusca, Bivalvia, Venerida, Veneridae. Gene Ontology annotation, cellular component: membrane.